Messenger RNA from Hemicordylus capensis (graceful crag lizard), 9187 nucleotides. RefSeq names its product integrin subunit beta 4 (gene ITGB4). NCBI's taxonomy places the organism in Eukaryota, Metazoa, Chordata, Lepidosauria, Squamata, Cordylidae. Gene Ontology annotation, cellular component: integrin complex; membrane; focal adhesion. The transcript is spliced from 43 exons. Gene Ontology annotation, biological process: cell migration; integrin-mediated signaling pathway; cell communication. The coding region runs from base 576 to 6476 and encodes 1966 amino acids. The record is from RefSeq and is a predicted model, not a curated record. Gene Ontology annotation, molecular function: integrin binding.
CUGGGGGCCGGGACGCAAGCACCACCCUGAUUUUGAGCUUGAUGUUUGUUUUUAAUUUGGUGAAGUUUAAUGAUAACUGGAGGGUUUUUUUCCUUCGGCGUGGUGUCCUAAAUUAUUUUAUUGCAAUUAAGAUACCAUUUGUCAAUGUCAAGUUUGCUAGGUCAAGGCAAAGCACAUUGCUCAACUCCCCUUCCCUGAAAGUUAAGACUUGCAAAAAAAAACCUGACCUGUUAAGCAGCACUCCUCACAAAAUAUUUGAGGAGUGCAAUACAAGUUGCAAAGCUGAACUGCUAGAAUAAAGCAGAGCUUCCUUUAAAACACACAUUCGGGUCAGUUUACAUAAUCAGCAGGAUAAAGCGGUAAAGCUUUUCCUGGAUUUUACCAUUCCAUGUCUCAGCUAAGGAGUUUGGGAUAACAUUCCCAGCACACUGAAAAACAACCUGUCAAGCCAAUGAGUUUAGUCUCGCCUUCUCCCUGACAUGCCAGUUUUCUAUGUGAAGUCCUUUUUUUUUUUUUAAGGGCAAUAUUCAGAUUUUUAUUUUAUUCUUUUUUUUUUUGCAGAGAAACAUUCAAACAUGCAACCCUUCCUUCAUAAAGCCAGAAGUAGUGCACUCCAGGGAGAAUUACCACAUACCGGUAGUUCUACUGAUUAUGCAAAUUGGAUCUUACAUACAUGUGAGAAGAGGAGAGGUUGGGGUGUGCAGGUAGACUUCCUUGCAGGGAGAAAGCAGCAGAAAAGUAGGAAGAAGAAAAGGAAGAUAAGAAUGGAUAUGCUACUCCAAAGGACAUUGCCCAGGCUGCUUCUGUUAUCGCUGCUUUACAGCUUGAGCCAAGGAAAAAUAAUUAAUACCUGUGUGGCUUCCAGGGCCAAAAGCUGCACCGAAUGUAUCCAAGUGGACAAAGAUUGCUCUUUUUGCACUGAUGAGAACUUCAAAGAUGUCCGCUGCAAUUUCAGAGACAAUCUAGUGAAAUAUGGCUGCAGUGAGGCCAGCAUAGUGUCCACAAAAAAAGAGAUACGAAUAAUAAAGGAAUCUCACUUUGAUACAUCUCUGAAGAGAACACAGGUAUCCCCACAGAAGAUGUAUAUGCGCUUGAGAGCUGGCGAGGAAGCUAGCUUCAACAUGGAUGUGUUUGAGCCUCUUGAAUCUCCUCUGGACCUCUACAUUCUCAUGGACUUUUCCUAUUCCAUGUCUGAUGACUUGGACAACCUUAAAAAAAUGGGCCAGCAACUGGCAAACUUCUUGAGGGACCUGACAGACAACUACACCAUUGGCUUUGGCAAGUUUGUGGAUAAAGUUUCAGCCCCACAAACAGACAUGAGGCCUCAGAAAUUGCUUGAACCUUGGGAUAAUGCUGAUCCUCCCUUCUCCUUUAAGAAUGUUCUCCGCCUUACCAACAAUAUUGAUAAAUACAGCCAAAAGUUAAUGGAGGAACGCAUCUCUGGCAACCUGGAUCCCCCAGAAGGAGGAUUUGAUGCCAUAUUGCAAACAGCUGUUUGCAAGGAUAAUAUCGGCUGGCGGGAAGACAGCACGCAUCUUCUGGUGUUCUCCACAGAGUCUGCUUUCCACUAUGAAACUGACGGCGCCAAUGUCCUUGCUGGAAUUAUGAAGAGGAAUGAUGAGCAGUGUCACCUGGAUGCAGCAGGCACUUAUACCUUCUACAACAAGCAGGAUUAUCCUUCUGUGCCAACCCUUGUACGACUGCUGGGAGAGCACAACAUCAUCCCCAUAUUCGCUGUCACCAAUCACUCCUACGACUACUAUGAGAAACUACACAAAUAUUUCCCAAUCUCUGAAAUUGGGAGGCUCGAAGAAGAUUCCUCCAAUAUUGUAGAGCUGAUCCGUAUGGCGUUUGAGCGUAUUCGUUCCAAGAUGGACAUUCGAGCUGACUAUACUCCCAAAGCCAUGAAAACAGAAAUAACUUCCAUGAAGUUUACCAAGACAGAGUCUGGCUCAUUCCAUAUUGUCCGUGGGGAAGUGGGCACAUUCAAUGUGCGUGUGAAAGCUCAUAAGAAGGUAGGAGACGAGUCAGUCUGCAAUCUCCCAGAGAAAGACCGGCAAGGUGUUAUCCAUGUCAAACCCUCCUCUUUCAGCAACAGAAUGGAAAUUCAAGCCUCCGUCAUUUGUGAUGCCUGCCCUUGUGAACAGAAACAAGAAGUUAGAUCAGCUAGGUGCAAUUUCAAUGGGAACUUUGUCUGUGGACAGUGCGUUUGCAACCCAGGCUGGCGCGGUGAAGUAUGUAACUGCUCCACAACCUCCUCUACUAACAAUGUGGCUUGCAUAAAGCCUGGGGACACAGAGCUGUGUUCAGGUCGGGGUGAGUGCCUGUGUGGGAUCUGUCAGUGCUAUUCUGAGGAACAGACCCAGCGAUUUGAGGGAAGAUUUUGUGAAUUCGACAACUUACAGUGUCCCCGCACUUCGGGAUUCCUUUGCAAUGACCGGGGCCGCUGCUAUAUGGGCCAGUGUGCAUGUGAAAGUGGUUGGGAAGGCCCUGGCUGUGAGUGUCCUACAAGUAAUGAAACCUGUGUCACCAGCGAAGGGAUAUUGUGUAAUGGACGUGGGAGAUGUUUGUGUGGCAGAUGCAUCUGUGAUAAUCCUACCCUCUACAUUGGACCCACCUGCGAAGUUAGCUACUCCUUGGGCUUUCAGCAUAUGUGUAGAGACGAUAUCCGAAGCUGUGUUCAAUGCCAGGCUUGGGGGACUGGAGAGAAGAAGGGGAAGAAAUGUAUAGGCUGCCCUUACAAAAUCCAACUGGUGGAUGAACUGGGAAAAGAGACUAGAACAGAUAGAAUGUGUUCCUUCCAAGAUGAGGAAGAUGACUGCAUUUACCGCUACGUUAUGGACGAGGAAAGCAGCGUGCACAAUAACGGCACUGUUCUUGUACAAAGGAAGAAAGAGUGUCCACCUGGAAGCUUCCUUUGGCUUAUCCCCUUGCUCAUUUUACUGAUGCUGCUCCUGGGGUUGCUGCUACUACUGUGCUGGAAGUUUUGUGCUUGUUGCAAGGCUUGCCUGGCUUUGCUGCCCUGUUGUGCACGAGGUCGCACUGUUGGUUUCAAGGAGGACCACUAUCUGCUGAGGCAGGGCCUCAUGACGUCAGACCAUCUGGACACUCCUAUGGUGCGCAGCGGCAAAUUGAAAGGCAGAGACACCGUCCACUGGAAGAUCAACAACAAUGUGCACAAGCAAGACUUCUCUUCCUUAGCUCUCAAUCCAAAGGACUUGAUUCCAUACGGGGUCUCUCUUAGAUUGGCCCGACUCUUCACCCAAAACCUUGCAAGACCAGAUAGCCGUGAGCGUGAACAACUUGAAAAGGAAGUGGAGGAGAAUCUGAAUGAGGUUUACAGAACCAUCCCUGGUGCCCACAAACUCCAGAAGACAAAAUUCAGGUUACAGCCAAAUGCUGGGAAAAGACAGGACCAUACAAUUGUGGACACAGUGCUCACUGCCCCUCGCUCAGCCAAGAAUGACAUAGUGAAAGUAACAGAAAAGCAUGUUGCACAACAGGCUUUUAAUGAUCUGAAAGUGUCACCUGGUUACUACACUGUAAUCUCCGACCAAGAUGCCCAUGGGAUGGUAGAGUUUCAGGAAGGAGUGGAGCUGGUGGAUGUCCGGGUUCCCCUCUUCAUCAGAGAGGAGGAUGAUGAUGAAAAGCAACUGCAGGUGGAGGCCACUGAUGUUCCUGUGGGAAUUGCGAAAAUUGGGCGGCGGCUUGUCAACAUCACCAUAAUCAAAGAGCAAGCCAACAGCAUCAUUAGCUUCCUGCGGCCAGCUUAUUCGUUCAGCCGCUUUGAUCAGCUGGCUAAGAUCCCUGUUGUUCGUGAGAUACUGGACAAUGGGAAGUCUCAAAUAACAUAUAGGACACGGGAUCUCACUGCCCAGGAAGGCAAGGACUACGUUUUUGCAGAGGGUGACUUGGUCUUCCUGCCUGGGGAGAAGCAGAAGGAAGUGCAGGUGAAGUUGCUGGAGCUGACUGAGAUAGACGCCCUUCUUCACAGUCAACAGCUGAAGCAGUUUGCGCUGGAUCUCAUCAACCCCAAAUUGGGUGCAAAGGUUGGCAAAUACCCCCAGACCACAGUGGCCAUUGCUGAUCCAGAAGCCGUAGAUGGUGUGCCACCAGCAUUCGGCCUACGUCAGGUUCCACAGUCUCCCAGAGGCAGACUUGGAGCUCCUCUUAAUCCAAACGCACAGGCACUGAGCUCUAGGAAGAUCCGCUUCAAUUGGUUACCGCCGCCUGGCAAACCUGCAGGGUACAAGGUGAAAUACUGGAUCCAAGGUGACCCGGAAUCAGAGGCCCGCCUGCUGGACUCCAAAGUGCCAUCAGCAGAGUUGACCAACCUGUACCCCUACUGUGAUUACGAGAUGCAAUCCUGUGCUUACAAUACUAUGGGCGAGGGAUCUUACUCUGAAAUAGUUCACUGCCGCACACUGGAGGAUGUUCCUAGUGAGCCUGGGCGCUUGGCUUUUAACGUAGUCUCCUCCACUGUGACACAGCUGAGCUGGGCUGAGCCUGCCGAGACUAAUGGGGUGAUCACGGCCUAUGAAGUUGGAUAUGGACCCGUCAAUGAGGGAAACAGACCUGUUGGAGUCCCAAAGAAAGUCAUGGUGGAGGAACCAAAGAAGCGUAUGGUACUGAUUGAAAACCUACGGGAGUCGCAGCCCUAUCGCUACACCGUGAAAGCCAAAAAUGGAGCUGGUUGGGGAGCUGAGAGAGAAGCUACAAUUAACUUGGCCUCACAACCCAGGCGCCCCAUGUCCAUUCCCAUCAUUCCUGAUGUGCCAAUAAUUGAUGCUGGAGGAGGAGAGGACUAUGAUAGCUACCUGAUGUACAGCACAGAUGUCUUGCGUUCACCAGCUGGUAGCAAACAUCCAAGCAUCUCAGAUGACUCUGGCUCUCCGUGGAAAUCUGUGCAGCUGCUGGGGGAGGAGCUGGACCUUCGCCGCGUCGCCUGGAGGCUCCCAGCAGAAUUGAUUCCUCGUUACUCGGACAGCAGCUGCUUUUCCUCGGACGCGGAGGGUUUCCUCCAUGAGGGUAGCAGCACCCACUCUGAGCUAGUGGACUAUGAUGCAGCCAGCGGCAGUUUGCCAAGGAGUGGGACUCCCCGGCCCCAACCAGAACACAUGAUGAAUGGCCGGAUGGAUUUCACCUUCCCUGGUGGCAGCCUUACCCGAAAUGUGACUUCCAGCUACAACUAUCUAAGUCCACACGUCCACCAGGAGAAAAUGGUAGUGGGAAGUUCAUCUCAGACAAGGGAGUACUCCACAGUCGUAUCUAGCCAUGACCACUCGAGGAGGAUCUUCCCUCCCUUACAGGAAGAUGCUGGGAGGAUGAUCCUGAUGCCAGAGGAUGUGGGCUUCAGUGGGGCAAAAGUGAAGGGUUAUGAUGAUAGUGGUGCUCGGGAUUCUAUCGUCAUGAUUGAUGGGCCUUCUUGGAUUUCCAAAUACUUAGGCAUGUCAGGGCAAGGCACAGAGUCCAGGGUGCAUUAUGACCUUCCCCAGAAGGCCAGGGGCCGCACUCACUCCGAAGAUGUCUGUGAAGCACUGAGCAGCCUGGAUACAGUGCUUCAGGAUUCCAGGAUGCAGUUGGGUGUUCCUGACACUCCUACCCGCUUAGUGUUCUCUGCCUUGGGGCCUACCUCUCUGAAGGUCAGUUGGCAGGAACCACAUUGUGACAAAGUGGUGCAAGGAUACAGCGUACAAUACCAGCUUCUCAAUGGAGGAGAUAUGAAGAGACUUACAGUUGCCAACCCUGCUCAGAACUCGGUGGUGGUUGAUGACCUGCUGCCAAACCACUCCUAUGUCUUCAAAGUGAAGGCCCAAAGUGACGAAGGAUGGGGUCCAGAAAGAGAAGGAGUGAUAACUAUUGAGUCACAAGUGGAUCCACGCAGCCCUCUGAGUCCUGUUCCAGGUUCACCAUUUACUCUGAGCACACCCAGUGCCCCAGGGCCCCUCGUGUUCACAGCUCUGAGUCCAGACUCUCUUCAGCUGAGUUGGGAGAGACCCCGCCAACCCAAUGGGUCAAUUCUAGGCUACAUGGUCACCUGCGAGACAUUGCAUGGUGGAGGGGAACCCAGAAAUAUCUAUGUGGAGGGAGACAACCCAGAGACCACCCUGACAGUGCCCUAUCUCAAUGAAAAUGUUCCAUAUAAGUUCAAAGUGCAAGCGAAGACCACUCAGGGCUUUGGGCCUGAAAGAGAGGGCAUUAUCACCAUUGAAUCUCAAGAUGGAGGUUCCUUCUCUCAGUAUGGAACACAACAGUUCACCCGGGAGGAGGUUUUCAGCCUCCCCACAGAAUACAGCACCAAAACCAGCAUCACUCACUCCCCACUGGAUCCUUUGUACACAGAUGGCAUGCUGACGACCACUCAGCGAGUGGAGAGUGGCAGCACGCUCACCAAACAAUAUGUCACCAGAACCAUGAUGUCGAACAGCAGUGGGACAUUUAGCAGACAGACCGAGAGACAAUUCUAUGAAGCUUGAGUCAGGAGGGAAGCUGCCGAAGGGACACUUGGAUUUUAGCAGGGGAUGAUCUCUAGUCGGCCUGAUCUGUGGUCAGCUUGGCUCGUGGUGCCUGCUGCAUUGCAUUAGCACUAAAAGCAAUAGACAUUGCUUAGGAACACUGGAGACUGUAUGGUGUCUAGGUGAUACCAUAGGACAUUAUGGAAUGUGUUUUAAGCGGAAAGGUGGCUUAUGAAGGGCUAUUGCUUCCAUUUUGAGUCAAGCUGCUGAGCUUUGCAUGCUUUGCUUGGCUGCUCUCUGACAUUGCCACUCAGAACUAAAUUUGUGUUUAAAUCUCCACCUCCUGUCAUAGCUUUUUUAUUUUUGAUACUUUUAAAUUUUUUAUUUCCCUUCCCAUGUCCCCCCCACCCUUCAAGCGUGUCUCCUUGCCUUGUCAAUACUGUUAAUACAAGUAUUAUUAUUGUCAGGCUCCAGAAAAAGCAUUUUGUGGUUUUUCAUUUUAUUCAUUCUGAAUAACCACGUUCAACAAAAGUACAGCUGCUUCUGAAUUCUACCCAGAGUCCUCCUUCCCCUCUUCUGUGCUGGCCAAGUGUGUAGGAGGUUGAUGACAUGGUUGGCCAAUGUCAGCUUCAUCGGCUUUAGUCCAGGCUAAAGGUCACUUCAGUAGUGGUGGAGAUUUCAUUGCACAUACGCAAUGAAUCUUCCAGUACCGACAUAAUGCAGGUAUCACAUACUCUUGGACAAGCACCAUUCACUCGAUCACACUGCUUCAUGGCCAUUGUAGUCAACUACAAUAUUAUCCAUACAAGGCAGUUGAGCUAUGAAGUGAAUUGUACAUCUGUGUGCCUGUUAUAUAGACCCUGGGUGCUCUUGCAUCUGUGCAAGUCAGCCGCUCCAAAGUAUGGGGGAAUUUGGAGGAGGGAAAGGAAUUCUGUGAAUAUCCUGUGCUCAGAUCUAGGUGCGUGGCUAAUUCCUCAGAAGUCCUUCAGUGAGUUUUGUUCAUCUUUAAAUAUAAUGCAGAGUCCCUGCAACUAGAGCAGCAAGUGGGAAAGCCCUAGCCCUUUUCCUGCUGUGCUAGUUUUGUUCUUGCAAGGGAUGUAUAAACACAGUGGAGCAUUCAAAAAAUGUGAUUCGCCACCUACAGGCCAUCCUAGUGUUUCCUUCACAUGCACAUAUAGAUCCAUCCUGAGAUACAGAAGCAGUGCCUUGCCUCAAGUUACCUGAGGAAGAGAUGUUGACAGGCUUAGAGGAUGGCUAAAGAGACCCAAAAGGGAUAUCAAGAGGAACUCAAGAAUGAAGGCAGGAAUUGAUUGUAGAAACCUUUCUAGAGACUGAAGCCGCUCAACCACACCUGCCCAUGCUACAGCCUCUCAGUUGUCAGGAUGGAAUUGUGUCACAUUUCCCAAAAAGGCGGUGGGUGGGGUGGGAGUGGGAGGGAGCUUUUUAGUCAUUUGCAUGUGUGUGUUUAUAUGAAUGCAGAUUUAACAAAGAAGCUGGGUGGCACUAAACAGUCUUUUUUUACUUGCAUUUUUUUCUUGUUAUAAAAGGCAACAGAAAUCCAGAAGGAACGGCCCCCCAAGUUAUCCCUCUUAUGGCACUGAUUAUGAUGUGUGUGUUGUGUCGAAAGACUGAAUUUAAAGCUAUUAUUUCUUGUUUUGCACAAUGAUUCCUAUGAGCUAGUGGUUUUCAAAUUAAGUUCCAGGCAAGCUGAGGUUUCUCAGACCAAUAAUGCAGACAAAAUAUCCCUAAAAGACAGCUUUCCCCACCACCACUGAUCUUCAUACAAGAUGACAGGGAGGCCUGUAGGUCUGGCCAGUGCCCCACAUGAACUGAGCACUCUACAAUAUGCCUUAGUAGCCUCUGCAAUGCACUGUGAUUUUGUGACUGACGUUUGUUUCCUCAGCAGACGUCAACAUGGAAAGGGCUCCCUGAAGGUGAAACAUUUGAAAUACCACGGUCCUAAUGUAUAUUUACACAGCUAGAACAAUCCAAUCCAAUCAACUUUUGCUCCAUUUGACCCUGGUAUACAUUUGUGCCACUAAUUGAACCAAUUUUGUAUAUUACUGGAGAAAACUCAAAACACCUAAUAAAGGGUCACUGUGACCUUACUGUAAAACAUGAUUGGGGCCUUUCGCUUCUAUUGAUGUACCAAGUUAGGUCUCUUAGAAUCUAUUUUGGGUUUACCGGUGACUCACUCCUAGCAACUGAGUCUCUAAAUCUCCCUAGGCCAUCUUUCCAAAGGCAAUGUUAUCAUUGUGGGGCACUUUGAUCUCAACCAAUUAAACCUGUUAUUUCAUGGAUUCUUUGUAUUCUGCUUUAAAUACAGUGCACUUACUGGAAACCGCUAAAUAACAUAUUUUCAGAACUUACAGUACACUCUUUUGUGAAGUCACCUAGCCCGGCUGCAAGUUUGCUCUUACUGCAUAUUUUAAUGCUUUGUAUUGAAGGUACACCACACAGGCCUCAAUUUUAACCAAAGAGCCCCUUAUGGGUGUCUGAUGUGCCAGAUUUCAGUGACCUAGUGGGUCUAACGCCCAUUUUAAAAGGGAUUGUAUGUUUUCACCUAUGUAACAGAAGAACCAGAAUAGAAUGUAAAGUGCAUUUUUGCAGCCCUCUGUGACUUGCAGGGGUUGAUGGUAUUUAAUAUGCAGUGUGAAUAAUGGAAUAGACUGACAGCUGGUGUUCUGGACCAGAUGGCUUUAUAUUGCACUUAAUAAACAUUUUCCCUGUUA